Molecule: messenger RNA, 1829 nt
Organism: Castor canadensis (American beaver)
Lineage: Eukaryota; Metazoa; Chordata; Mammalia; Rodentia; Castoridae
Gene: Mapk3
Product: mitogen-activated protein kinase 3
Biological process (GO): protein phosphorylation
Molecular function (GO): MAP kinase activity; ATP binding
Source: RefSeq, a predicted model, not a curated record
CGCGGUCCCGCGGGUGACAGGGCGGGCGGGAAGGGGCGGGGCCUCGGGCGGGGCCGCUGGGGGAGGGAGGGGAGGAGUGGAGAUGGCGGCGGUGGCGGCGGCGGCUCAGGGGGGCGGGGGCGGGGAGACCCGGGGAGCUGAUGGGGUCGGCCCGGGGGUCUCAGGGGAAGUGGAGAUAGUGAAGGGGCAGCCGUUCGACGUGGGCCCGCGCUACACGCAACUGCAGUACAUCGGCGAGGGCGCGUACGGCAUGGUCAGCUCGGCUUAUGACCACGUGCGCAAGACUCGUGUGGCCAUCAAGAAGAUCAGCCCCUUUGAGCAUCAGACCUACUGCCAGCGCACUCUCCGUGAGAUUCAGAUCUUGCUGCGCUUCCGCCAUGAGAAUGUCAUAGGCAUUCGAGACAUUCUCCGUGCACCCACCCUGGAAGCCAUGAGAGAUAUCUAUAUUGUGCAGGACCUGAUGGAGACAGACCUGUACAAGUUGCUCAAAAGCCAGCAGCUGAGCAAUGACCACAUCUGCUACUUCCUCUACCAGAUCCUGCGGGGCCUCAAGUAUAUCCAUUCAGCCAAUGUGCUGCACCGGGACCUGAAACCCUCCAACCUGCUCAUCAAUACCACCUGUGACCUUAAGAUCUGUGACUUUGGCCUGGCCCGGAUCGCGGACCCUGAGCAUGACCACACUGGCUUCCUGACAGAGUAUGUGGCCACGCGCUGGUACCGGGCCCCGGAGAUCAUGCUUAACUCCAAGGGCUAUACCAAGUCCAUCGACAUCUGGUCUGUGGGCUGCAUUCUGGCUGAGAUGCUCUCCAACCGGCCCAUCUUCCCUGGCAAGCACUACCUGGACCAGCUCAACCACAUUUUGGGUAUCCUGGGCUCCCCAUCCCAGGAGGAUCUGAAUUGUAUCAUCAACAUGAAAGCCCGAAAUUACCUGCAGUCUUUGCCCUCCAAGACCAAGGUGGCCUGGGCCAAGCUUUUUCCCAAGUCAGACUCCAAAGCUCUUGACCUGCUGGAUCGGAUGUUAACCUUCAACCCCAACAAGCGGAUCACCGUGGAGGAAGCACUGGCCCACCCCUAUCUGGAGCAGUACUAUGACCCGACGGAUGAGCCAGUGGCUGAGGAGCCCUUCACUUUCGACAUGGAGCUGGAUGACCUACCCAAGGAACGGCUGAAAGAGCUCAUCUUCCAGGAGACUGCCCGCUUCCAGCCAGGGGCCUCAGAGGCCCCCUAACCUGGACAGACGUCCCUGCUGCCUAGGGCCUGGCCCUGCCUCCUGCCCACCCUCCCCUACUGGACUGUUAGAAAAUGGACACUGUGCUCUGCCCAGACCUCGGCAGCCCGACCACACCAAGGGUGGGCCUGGCCACCUUCUCUCCCUUUGCUGGGGUCUCCUGCUUCAGGCAGGCCAAAGUUCCCUCCCAUCCCCACCUCUUCCUCCUCUUCCCAGGGCCUAAGGGGCUCAGGGGCCCCACAGCAAAUCUCUCUCUUCUGCUCUGCCUUCACCUACCCCUCCUAGCCCAAUCCUAGACCAUUCUGGAAUGGAUGGGCUCUGGCUACACCAGGACCUACCGAGUAGGUAGGCACUGAGUAGGGACACAGGGCAAGCCCGCCCCACUCACCUCAUUAGACCCCCACCCCACUUUCCCUGAAGAACCAUUCCCAAGUCUCAAGGGCUAGUAUCCCUGAGGAGCCAGGCCUGGGCCUCCCAUGUCCCCUGAAAGCUGCCACAUUUAACACCCUUGCUGCUUCUGUGUGUGGGUGAGCAGAAGUGGAGGUGGGGUCCACCCACAGCUGGUGCCCCCACCCGCCUCCCCGUGCCUGUAUCUAAUAUA